ACACAUGUCGCAUUAACCAUUUGAAGUGUAAAAUAAACAUCUCAAAAAAUGAACCAACAUCUAUUAGUCUUAUUUGUGGCCUUAAUUGGCAUAGUUGCUAGCCAGAAGUAUACUACAAAAUAUGACAACGUUGAUUUGGACCAGAUCAUUAAGAGUGACAGGCUGAUGAAGAAUUACAUCGACUGUGUUUUAGAGAGAGGAAACUGCACUCCGGAUGGACUAGAACUUAAGAAAAAUAUUCCCGAUGCGCUUUUGACAGACUGCAGCAAAUGCAGCGACACGCAGAAGAACGGAUCAAGAAGAAUUUUGAAACAUUUGGUACAGAACAAGCGAUCCUGGUUUGACGAGUUGGCUGCCAAGUACGAUCCUGAUAACGCUUACAGGAAGAGGAAUGAGCAAGAGUUCGCCAAAGAAGGAAUUGUUUUCUAAGUUACUAGUUUAAAAUAUGAUUGUUAUCUAAAAAUAAAUUAAAAAUAAACAAAAA
Molecule: messenger RNA, 484 nt
Organism: Anoplophora glabripennis (Asian longhorned beetle)
Lineage: Eukaryota; Metazoa; Arthropoda; Insecta; Coleoptera; Cerambycidae
Product: ejaculatory bulb-specific protein 3
Exons: 2
Coding region: 49-429 (126 amino acids)
Source: RefSeq, a predicted model, not a curated record